Molecule: messenger RNA, 887 nt
Organism: Brienomyrus brachyistius
Lineage: Eukaryota; Metazoa; Chordata; Actinopteri; Osteoglossiformes; Mormyridae
Gene: hint1
Product: histidine triad nucleotide binding protein 1
Exons: 3
Coding region: 50-430 (126 amino acids)
Biological process (GO): purine ribonucleotide catabolic process
Cellular component (GO): cytoplasm; nucleus
Molecular function (GO): hydrolase activity
Source: RefSeq, a predicted model, not a curated record
UAUAUAUUUUUGUAUCCAGCAUUCUAGUCACCCGGUCGCUCCAGCCACCAUGGCUGACGAAAUCGCUAAGGCGCAGACUGCAAAGCCGGGAGGAGACACGAUUUUCGGGAAAAUCAUCCGUAAAGAGAUUUCUGCCAAUGUAUUCUAUGAGGAUGAUCAGUGCAUAGCCUUCCACGAUAUUGCCCCUCAGGCUCCUGUUCAUUUUCUGGUCGUCCCAAAAAAACCCAUCACACACCUUUCCAAGGUGGAAGCUGAGGAUGCUGCGCUCCUGGGCCAUCUGAUGAUUGUGGCCAAAGACUGUGCCGAAAAGCAGGGUCUCAGCGAGGGCUACCGGCUGGUGGUGAACGAGGGGCCCCAUGGAGGCCAGACGGUCUACCACAUCCACAUCCACAUCAUGGGGGGUCGUCAGAUGGGCUGGCCCCCAGGCUAGCCGGCCCGUUCUGCUGACAGCUCAACAGUCCCCCCCCCCCCCCCCAUCCACUGUAUCUGUUAACUGACACAACAGUGAAUAUUAAUGGAGCGAUUAAAAACAGCCCAGAGCCAUUGUUAUAUUAGCUGUCAAUCCGUCACACGUAUGUUACUCUGUUGCUCUGGGAGUAAUAAAUUCCGUCUUAUCACUGAAGCAGCUGCGGAUGUUUGGUGGGGGGUGGGUUGGAAUGGUGGGCAUCGUAUAGCAUCCGAAUCAUCACAUUCACUUUUUAACCUGUAAUUACAAUUGCUAAGAGGGGGGAAUGAUUAUCACAGACCCCAGAAGAGAAUCAUUGCGUUGCUUCGGUUUUAAUUAUACUAUUCAGUAGCUAUUGUCUUCCGCUGUUGAAAGUUGAAAGUCUCUUGUUUCGUUGUACAAUGCAAGAGAUUAAAUGCAAGGCUGGAGGACAUGGCGGUAA